AUGCUUCACGAUAAAUGUUUUAAUACCUGGCAUGGAGUUAACCUUUCAAUCGAAUCGUUUCCGAUCGAAGAAGGACUUCAACAGGGAACGAUCGACUCACCGAUUUUCUUUAAUUUGUUUCCAGCAAAAAUUCCCAAAAUGUUUGGAUUCAAUAACUCCAACUGGAAAUUUGCAAAGGCUUUUGCUGAUGAUCUCAUUGCAUAUUUAACAGAAUCUCAGGUUCCUCAGAGACGAAUUGAAUGA
Messenger RNA from Cotesia congregata, 243 nucleotides. The record is from the annotation of a GenBank genome assembly. Lineage: Eukaryota; Metazoa; Arthropoda; Insecta; Hymenoptera; Braconidae.